AUGCAGGUUGGCCACUCCAUUGAAGCCGGGGUCGCCUUUGUUCGCAACUUCGAGUUACUUAAGACGAAAACUAACCUUCCGGUGGAAGAAAUGCUGACUUCGGCCAUAGAUGCCCUUACUGCAAUUGACUUUCUCGCUCCCGAAUUCAUUGAAAAAUGUAUUGCCUUCUUAUCUGAGCUGCCACUUAUCUCAGAAGCUCAGAUGGUCCCUCUGCUGUUGACAAAAAGCCGUCAACAUCUGAUCUGUUUAAUUGGGCAUCCAUCAUCCGUCGUUCGAAACGCCGCUUACUCGAAGCUGUUUGAAAUCCUGAAGGUCAACGUCAGCGUCGACCAGGCCGCCAAUCCAAGUGGCCGAAGCCAUGAACGCCUGCUCUUUCUCCUCUCUCCUGAAGUUCUCGGAGAGCUCAUCGAAUUCGGAGUUCGAGACCCAAAUAUCAAGAUCGCUAUCGUGGCUCGCGAUUGCCUCCGCCUCCUGCUGGAUGGUCAUCAAUUGAUGAGCACCGAGAUGUGGCGUCUGUUUUGCCACACAAUCACUUCGGGUGCAUCUUCUCCCUCAGCCGCAGAGUACCUUCUGAAGGCCACUUGUUGGUCGCCUUUGCUGCCACUGACCAUCGGCAUCGCUCCAUUGGCAAAUCUUGAACCGGAAGAGGGCGCGUCGGCCGCCGACGUUAAAAACACUCGUUUUCUGGCCAGACGAGCCCUUGAUGUCUGUCUCGGUAUUGGCGGAUUUAAUCAACCUGUCCAACCGACGGACCCAUCCGCAGUGUUUCGCCUGCGGGCAGCCUCUGCCCUGGCUGCUCUUUUUGAUGCUCGCUUCAGCCUCCUAUUGCCGUCGGGUAGUCGGUUGGCUGACAGUGGAAGUGCCAACUCACGCUACUACAGCCAGCAGCCCGAGUACAGGGCUGCCCCACUGCCGUCCGCUGCC
Messenger RNA from Dibothriocephalus latus, 924 nucleotides. The record is from the annotation of a GenBank genome assembly. NCBI's taxonomy places the organism in Eukaryota, Metazoa, Platyhelminthes, Cestoda, Diphyllobothriidea, Diphyllobothriidae.